Polyodon spathula (Mississippi paddlefish) is the source of this 1984-nucleotide messenger RNA. It is a transcript of the gene mis12, whose product is annotated as MIS12 kinetochore complex component. Lineage: Eukaryota; Metazoa; Chordata; Actinopteri; Acipenseriformes; Polyodontidae. Gene Ontology annotation, cellular component: chromosome, centromeric region; nucleus. Gene Ontology annotation, biological process: protein localization to kinetochore; kinetochore assembly; mitotic cell cycle. The coding region runs from base 1119 to 1760 and encodes 213 amino acids. The transcript is spliced from 2 exons. The record is from RefSeq and is a predicted model, not a curated record.
GAAUUACACCAAUGCCACUGCCACAUAAGAAUAUCAAGAGCUAACAAUACAGAUAUGGUAGCCAUCAAUUUCCAAAUGUCUGUACAUUGGCUACCAGUCAGUUACCGAAAUGAUUUUAAAGUUCCUGUAAUAACUUAUAAGGUCCCUCGUGGAUGAGGGUCAUCUUAUCUCCAAGAACUACUAACUCUAUGUUCUUUGAGAUCAGAAAAUGCAGAACUACUAAAUCAUCUUAAAUCAGAGCUUUUUGCUGUUGUGUUCCUCGUUUAUGGAACUCUAUUCUGGCUCACACAAGGCUGAUUGAAACAAGUCUAUAUUGAAAACAUCCUUUAUCUUUAAUGUUCUUUUGUAUAAUUGGUUGUAGCUGGAGUGUAUUGCACACAUGAGCUCUCGUUUUGUUUUUCACUUUGUACAGCGCUCUGGGACGCCAUGGUGUGAAGUGAGGCCGCUUUAUAGAAAUAAACGUGUGUUGUGUUGUGUUGUGUGUUUUACACCUACAUGGCUGGUUUCAAAGACCCUGAUCAGCACUAAUAACCGACUCCCUUAACUAGACACGAACUCUGGGUCUGUGAAACAAAUUGCUACUUGUAUUAUGAUGUUGAGUGUGUACUUUCCUUUUUUUAAAUGCUUUGUAUUAAAAAAUAAAACAUUCAAGGUUUUGACAAUUUGGUUUAUUGUUGUAACAUGUAAUGGCGUGUGCAUAACGUAAAGACUAAUGUAAUAAAUGAUACAGUUUCCUAUAAGCGCAUGUGCUGAUCACACUGCGUUUCACUGUGCAGUAACGCUGGCAUUGAUGCUGUUUUCAUGUCUUUGCACAGUCAGUACAAGGUGACAGCUUACCUGCCACUUCAACUUUGACCCCGUGGCGUCACGGGUCGAUUUCAAAAUGGAGGGUAAAGCCCAAACAUGGUUUUCUUUAUAACGCUUUAUAUCAGAAAAUGACGAGUUUGUACAGCGCACCGGUUCCUUGGAAGUUUAAGUGGUGUAUUUCGCGAGUUCUCAAUCCACGCGUGUUUUGUUUUGUUUACGUUGUGUUCGGACCCUUGCUCAGGCUUCUGCCCUUCCCUCCUCGCCCGUGAAGUGGAAAGUGAGCGGCCCCUGCGACACACCCCUCAGGCCCCAUGCCUGCUGCGAUGGCAGAAUCGCUGAAGCUGUACGAAGCUCAGUUCUUUGGCUUCACCCCGCAGACCUGCAUGCUGCGGGUUUACAGCAGUUUCCAGGACUGCCUGUACGAGAUCCUGCUGGCCGUGGAGACGGUUAUCAUCAAGAAGAUGGGGGAUGCGACAGCGGGCGGCUCUAACGACGGGGCAGCAGUGGCAGAGCGAGUGCGGGAGUGCACCCAGGAGUUCCUGAGCUUCCUGCAGGGUCGUGUCAGCCUCAUCUCCAGCCGCAUGGAGAUCCUCCUGCAGAGCAGCGUCCUGACGGUUCCUGAAAACGUGGUGCUGCCCGAGGAUGCGCCCCAUCACAAGUACCCCCACAGCAGCCAGCAGCUCGCCAAGCUGGAGGCCGAGAUGUCCCGACUGCAGCAGCGCUACCAGGCCCAGGUUUACGCUAAGCAGGCCCUGCUGGCAGAGCUGGAGGAGCAGCGGGAGGCGCAGGCUGAGCUGGACAGGGUGCUGCAGUGGAUCGGAGAGCUAAAAGCAGCCUGGAGGGAAAGCGGCAUGGGCAAUGUUCAGGAGAGCCUUGACUUCAUGAUCCAGACUGCGCGCCGCCUCCAGGAGACACUGAAGGAGAUCAGUUUGACAGGCAGUGGGAAAGACUAGCAGAGAUCUCCGUUGUUUGAUUCCUACAAACUUUCAGCUGGCUGUAAACUAUUUACGACAUCUCUUAAAAAAAUACAAUUCUCUUAUAAAGGACUAUAUAAUUUACAGAUGCAAAACCUUCUGCCAGCUGUAAGCAAGGGUCCCUAUUUAGGGAUUUGUUGCUGCUGCUUCAUCCUCCAGCAGACGGCAUUAAGUGUAAUUUAAAAUUAAGUGGAUGACUGCAC